AUUUCGAGAGAGUAUAGUUUGAGAAGUUGUUCUCAGUCCCUUCCCCCGCGGUAGUGUGGUAUUUAGGGAACCUUCGGCCUCUUACCCAGGGACUGUUAGAAUGGAGGGAACCCUUCGCGCUCGCUUCCUAUCGCGGGGUCCUUUCGGAGCAUCGCUAUAGAUCAUUCUCGCGGCCCCAACCCCGUUGUUUACUUUGGCUUCGCAGAUCUCUGUGGUCUUUUGCCCUCCCGCAGCGCCCACGGCCCCGUCAAGGAAGAUUGAAUUCCAUCAAUUCUUAUGCCUUUGGAGGUUUUUGAUGUGAUGUAAGUGCAGCUGCAUCUCUGAUUUUCCCACUGACAGUUUAAGGCAUCUGUUUUCUCAAGUGUGUUUUGGGAGUUUUCACUUGUCUGCCUCCUUUUUUGGCACCAAGUACUGUUGACUCUUCAUCCUCUCUAUUUGUCCUGGAAUAGAAAAUAUGUUAUUUAACGGUAGAUCUUAGCAACCUCAGCAUAUGAUUUUUUUUCUUGUUAAGUUGGAAACUCUAACCUUUUCACUUGAAGGAAGCACUUCACAGCUUCUCUUCAGUAUAUCCAAAUUGCCAGCAUCACUACUGCUGCACUUUGGGACCAUUAUUAAGUAAAAAGAAUUACUUGAAUCCAACCACCACAAUAUUGGAACAGUUGAUCUGAUAACCAAGAUGGCUACUGUAUUAGUCUGUUUUCACACUGCUGUAAAGAACUGCCCAAGACUGGGUACUUUAUAAAGAAAAGAGGUUUAAUUGACUCACAGUUCUGCGUGGCUGGGGAGGCCUCAGGAAACUUACAGUCACGGCAGAAGGCGAAGGGGAAGCAAAGACCUUCUUCACAUGACGGCAGGAAAGAGAGAACUAGCAAAAGCUGGAAAAACUGCCUUAUAAAACCAUCAGAUAUUGUGAGAACUCACUAUCAGGAGAGCAGCAUGGUGCAAACUGCCCCCAUGAUCCAGUCAUCUCCCACUGGGUCCCUCUUGACCUGGGGAUUAUGGGUAUUACAAUUCAAGAGUCAUCUUAGUGGGAUUUGGGGAAGCAACAGGGCUGUGUGGGGUAACCUGCCACCUUUAAGUGGAAAUCAGAAAUGGAGCAAGAGCCACAAAAUGGAGAACCUACUGAAAUUAAGAUCAUCAGAGAAGCAUAUAAGAAGGCCUUUUUAUUUGUUAACAAAGGUCUGAAUACAGAUGAAUUAGGUCAGAAGGAAGAAGCAAAGAAAUACUAUAAGCAAGGAAUAGGACACCUGCUCAGAGGAAUCAGCAUUUCAUCAAAAGAGUCUGAACACACAGGCCCUGGGUGGGAAUCUGCUAGACAGAUGCAACAGAAAAUGAAAGAAACUCUACAGAAUGUACGCACCAGGCUGGAAAUUCUAGAGAAGGGUCUUGCCACUUCUCUACAGAAUGAUCUUCAGGAGGUGCCCAAGUUAUAUCCAGAAUUUCCACCUAAAGACAUGUGUGAAAAAUUACCAGAGCCUCAGUCUUCUAGUUCAGCUCCUCAGCAUGCUGAAGUAAAUGAAAACACCUCAACUCCAAGUGCAGGGGCAGUUGCUGCACCUGCUUCUCUCUCUUUACCAUCACAGAGUUGUCCAGCAGAAGCUCCCCCUGCUUAUACUCCUCAAGCUGCUGAAGGUCACUACACUGUAUCCUAUGGAACAGAUUCUGGGGAGUUUUCAUCAGUUGGAGAAGAGUUUUAUAGGAAUCAUUCUCAGCCGCCGCCUCUUGAGACCUUAGGGCUGGACGCAGAUGAAUUGAUUUUGAUACCAAAUGGAGUACAGAUUUUUUUUGUAAAUCCUGCAGGGGAGGUUAGUGCACCUUCGUAUCCUGGGUACCUUCGAAUUGUGAGGUUUUUGGAUAAUUCUCUUGAUACGGUUCUAAACCGUCCUCCCGGGUUUCUUCAGGUUUGUGACUGGUUAUAUCCUCUAGUUCCUGAUAGAUCUCCGGUUCUGAAAUGUACUGCGGGAGCCUACAUGUUUCCUGAUACAAUGCUACAAGCAGCAGGAUGCUUUGUGGGGGUCGUCCUGUCCUCUGAGUUACCAGAGGAUGAUAGAGAGCUCUUUGAGGAUCUGUUAAGGCAAAUGUCUGACCUUCGGCUCCAGGCCAACUGGAACAGAGCAGAAGAAGAAAAUGAAUUCCAAAUCCCUGGAAGAACUAGACCUUCCUCUGACCAACUAAAAGAAGCCUCCGGCACUGAUGUGAAACAGUUGGACCAAGGCAAUAAGGAUGUACGUCAUAAAGGAAAACGUGGAAAAAGGGCUAAAGAUACUUCAAGUGAGGAAGUUAACCUGAGUCACAUUGUACCAUGUGAGCCAGUUCCAGAAGAAAAACCAAAAGAAUUACCUGAAUGGAGUGAAAAAGUGGCUCACAACAUUUUGUCAGGUGCUUCCUGGGUGAGUUGGGGUUUAGUCAAAGGUGCUGAGUUUACUGGCAAAGCAAUCCAGAAAGGUGCUUCUAAACUCCGAGAGCGGAUUCAACCGGAAGAAAAACCUGUGGAAGUUAGUCCAGCUGUUACCAAGGGACUUUAUAUAGCGAAGCAAGCUACAGGAGGAGCAGCAAAAGUCAGUCAGUUCCUGGUUGAUGGAGUUUGCACUGUAGCAAAUUGCGUUGGAAAAGAACUAGCUCCACACGUCAAGAAGCAUGGAAGCAAACUUGUUCCAGAAUCUCUUAAAAAAGACAAAGAUGGGAAAUCUCCUCUGGAUGGUGCUAUGGUUGUAGCAGCAAGUAGUGUUCAAGGAUUUUCAACUGUCUGGCAAGGAUUGGAAUGUGCAGCUAAAUGCAUUGUUAACAAUGUUUCAGCAGAAACUGUACAAACUGUCAGAUACAAAUACGGAUAUAAUGCAGGAGAAGCUACCCACCAUGCGGUGGAUUCUGCGGUCAAUGUUGGCGUAACUGCCUACAAUAUUAACAACAUUGGUAUCAAAGCAAUGGUAAAGAAAACUGCAACACAAACAGGACACACUCUCCUUGAGGACUAUCAGAUAGUUGAUAAUUCUCAGAGGGAAAAUCAAGAAGGAGCAGCAAAUGUCAAUGUGAGAGGGGAGAAGGAUGAGCAGACGAAAGAAGUAAAGGAGGCAAAGAAGAAAGAUAAAUGAUGAAGUGCUGGGAAUCACCUAUACCAAAGCCUUAUGAAAUGGAUGAAAUUUUGUUAAAUAGGCAAAUGUGGAAUUCCUCACAGACUAACCAGUAUUUUUUAAAUGUAUUCAUUCCUACAAAUUAACUUUCAUAAAUUGUAUGGCAUGUCUUCUAUUUAAAAGGAAAAGAAUAAGUAUUCUUGCAUCUGGCCUUAGAAAUGUGAAGUUAUAUUCUGAAGUUUAUUUUUUUCCAAGUGUAGCUAAAAUAUUUUUGCAGUAAAAUAAAGCUAGUAAUACAUGUGUUGUUCAAACCUUAUUAAACCUAAUAUUGAACUAUUUUUAUAUCUGCUGUCUUUCAGAAAGCAAAUUAGGAAACUACAUAUUUGCUUAAAAAUUGGCAUUUAGUAACCUUAAUUCUUUUCACAGAAGGAAUGACUUAAAGUAUUGUCUCUUUUUGCACUAAUUGUGGAUUUUUUUAGAUGCUUCUCAAAAUUUUCAGUGUGUAAGCUAAACAAAAACUAAUCCUAAACUAAGAAUUCUCAAAAAGACUUGUUCAAAACAGGGAAAGACUGAUGAAAAGUAAAAUGGACUACUUUUGUAACUUACCUGUUUGUUAGAAAAUGGAAUGGUCUCUUUGAUUUAAAAUGAAUAAAAAUAGAUUAUUACGUCUUUUGUAUUGAGACUGUAUUGUUAUGAGCCUAGGAAAUUUGGAAACAUGAUUGUAUUGUAUUAAAAUUCGAAGUGAUUAUUAUCAGCUUAAUUGGAUUAAAAAAGUACUUCAAGAAAUUAUUUUAUUAUAUCUGCUUCUAUUUUUCCAAAAGGUUAAAACUUGUAAAAAAAUAAAAAUAAACAGGAUUGAGUUUACUAAUGGCAAA
Messenger RNA from Symphalangus syndactylus (siamang), 3946 nucleotides. It is a transcript of the gene SPART, whose product is annotated as spartin. The record is from RefSeq and is a predicted model, not a curated record. Lineage: Eukaryota; Metazoa; Chordata; Mammalia; Primates; Hylobatidae. Gene Ontology annotation, cellular component: plasma membrane. Gene Ontology annotation, biological process: negative regulation of BMP signaling pathway; cell division.